Messenger RNA from Tigriopus californicus, 2595 nucleotides. Its product is annotated as periostin-like. The transcript has a single exon. Gene Ontology annotation, molecular function: cell adhesion molecule binding. Bases 584 to 2134 code for a protein of 516 amino acids. Gene Ontology annotation, biological process: cell adhesion; extracellular matrix organization. NCBI's taxonomy places the organism in Eukaryota, Metazoa, Arthropoda, Copepoda, Harpacticoida, Harpacticidae. Gene Ontology annotation, cellular component: extracellular matrix. The record is from RefSeq and is a predicted model, not a curated record.
UUCUUCUUCUUCUUACUAUUAUUAUGAUUGGUUCUUCCUCUUCAGUUUGGUUUGGAUCAUUACCACUUGGAAAUUCGUCAGUUUGGCUUUGAUUGUCUUCAUCGCAUCAAUAAGCACGAGAUUUAUGUCUUCCCCUCUCAGCAUCGCGCCUCAUCUUGAAAUUAGCCAUCAAAUUGGAUGGAAAUGGUCUUUGGUUGGAAAACCCCUGUUUUAACUCACAAUCGAUCAUGAAUAGGCAAAGAAUCCAUUGAACUCGGGUACACGCGUACAUCCUCCACGCUUGGUUGGAUUCUAACAUAUGAAGUUAUGGUUCGAGUUGCACAACUUCGUCCAUUUUAUUGGUGGUACAUUUCCGCGCAUGUGACCAUGGAAUACCGUGGUGUUAGUUGCUGUUAGCGUUGCUACCGAGUAAGUGAGUGAGUCGAUGCAUUACAGUAGUUUUGCGCGCUCGUGACAACAUAAAAUUGUGCUUUAAUUGUCAUUCACGGGUUAUCAGGAGCAUCCUAAAGAUCAUUCUCAUGUGGAUGGUUGGACAGUCGAUAUCUGUAGCUGUUGCCAAUUGUUGUCAUCGCUAUCUAUCAUCAUGAGGAAGAGGUCCAUGUGCCAUUUGGUGGUGUUCAUCACAUUGCAAUUCUUCCUCGCAAUUCCAACGUGGGCCAAGCCUGAGGAUGUGACUGAAAAUGAGAUUCCUCUAGAAGCUGCCCUGGGAUUGGAAAAGAGCAAGUCUGCCUUGUUUGGCAUCCGACGGGCUAUUCAGUUACAUGCACCACAUGUGGUUCAGCCUGUUCAAGGGUGGAUCCCCAAUCAAGGACAGCGUCCCCAAAUCAGACCCGAAAUCUUUCUCCCAGUUCAAAAUCCUCACCUCCAACCUAACUAUGUUCCACAACAACAGCCACGACCUCAAGUGAUCACAAAUCAUCAUAUUCAACCACAUCAGUCCCAAAUUCCUAAUAACAGCCAUGAUCAUCAUCCAAACCAAAAUCAUCAACCUCAGCAACAUCAUAACCAUCAUUAUCAGCAACAGCAUCCAACGCCACAGCCUCAAGUAAUUCAUCGACCUCCAGUUCAGCCCCAAGUGAUCCAUACGGUACCUCCCAAGCCAAGGCCAAUUUAUAAUCCUCAACCCACUCAACAGCCUCAUUCGAUUCAGCAACCUCAAUAUCAUCCCAAGCAUCCUCAGCAUUCUCCCCAAAGACCUACCAGGCCUCGUCCUCAUCGACCUCGAGAGGAGGAUCAACCAGACGGCGAAAGUGAUGAUAGCACCGAUAAUGGCAACGGAUCGUCCGAUCGCCGUCCCGGUGGCCAAAGGGACUACUUUCCACCACCAAAUAUUGUAGGAUUGCUUGAGGACGAAGAGGCUACAACUCUGUUGAGUUUGCUCGAAGCUGCCGGUCUUUUAAGUGCCCUGGAAGGUCGCGGUACUUUCACCAUUUUGGCUCCAACCAACAAAGCCUUUUCCAAGUUGGACCAGGAUGUCAUACGCCAACUUACCAACGAUGCCGACCUUUUGGCUGAUGUUCUGAAAUAUCACGUCAUUCCUGGAGGAAAACUGUUUUCCCGCGUUAUCAAAGACGAUCUCAUGACCAAAACUCUGCUCAACGACACGGCCUUAAGAUUUAAUCGCAAUGAAAAUGGUGUCACCGUCAACGGUGCCGAGAUCAACUUGGACAAAGUUGAUCAGAAGGCUGCCAAUGGGAUCGUCCAUUUUCUCAACGACGUCAUCUAUCCAAUACCUGUUGGAUCGCUAUUUGAAGCCAUGAGUGAGGAUAACCGGUUCAUCACCCUGGUUCGAGCUUUGGAAGUGGCAGAUCUUAUCGAAAGCCUCAACACCACCUCGGGGCCAUUCACUAUCUUUGCUCCGACUGACGAAGCCUUUGACCUUAUUCCUCGAGAAGCACUCAAUGAGCUUCUGGAUGAUCCAUCUGCUCUGAAGAACGUGCUCUUGAAACAUGUGGUACGUGGAACCAAACUUAGUCCGGCCUUGACCUUCGUUGACUUGAUAGCCGAGAGUGGUGACCCCAUCCAAGUCCGGACCAAACGCGGUCGGGUGUCCGUGAAUGAAGCUACCUUGGUGGAUGGAGAUAUCAUUGCUUUGAACGGAGCCAUCCAAGUCAUUGACAGGGUCUUGCUCUGACGUUUUUGUAGACAAACCAUCAUUACGCUAUCUAUCUACAUUGUUAGUCAAAUGUGCAGUAGCAUAACAAGCCAAAAAAUCCCUCAUGUUAAAGAGAGUCUGCAUACUCCAAAUACGAGGUGAACGACAACAGGUUUCCAGGGCAUUAAUUACCAUUCUUUGUGUGCUCUUCAGUGCAUGAUGAUGUCGAACGAACGGUACAUACAUGUCCAAUUGUCUUUCACGCUUAUAAUUGUUACUCUACUGAUCCAACCCCUGAUGUUCAAUGGAGAUGUGUAAAGUGUGAACAGAUUUCAAGGAAAUGAAAGAUUAAGCCGAAUCAAUAAAUACCAAAGUCUGCGUUUAAGUACCAAAAUGACAUCGAAUUGAACUUGGGUACCAAUGUCUCAACUCCUUCAGGACAAGUUAUUUUGGUUUGUGUAUUAACGAAGCUGUCGGUUUAUCACCCUAUUGCUCGUCGA